Molecule: messenger RNA, 7209 nt
Organism: Monosiga brevicollis MX1
Lineage: Eukaryota; Choanoflagellata; Craspedida; Salpingoecidae
Exons: 36
Coding region: 1-7209 (2402 amino acids)
Cellular component (GO): cytoplasm
Source: RefSeq, a predicted model, not a curated record
AUGGAUCUCACGGUCCAUCAAUUUGAGGCCGUGGGUGAGCUGGAGGCUUGCUCUCGAGUGCAGGCUUUUCCGCACAAGCUUGCCCUGGCCGCAGAGAAUGCCCGGCGAACCGUCUCGAUCUGGCAGUGGCAACACCAGCAGCCCCGCAAGCUGACGGCUGGUCGCCUCUAUGAUGUGCAAAGCUGGUGCAUCCUACAAGGACUCACCAGCUCGGUGACGGAACCGGCCACACUCGUCGCAGUCGAACAAGAUCUUACCAUCAACUUUGUGACGGUCGCCCCUCCUUUGACCAAACUACCUAACGAACGCUCCCCCACUCCCGGCCAUCCAGAGUCACCCGUGACCCCGCAAGUCGAGCUCUUUGGUGAUGACGUCGUUUCUCUCAUGCGCCCCGUGGAAAUCAAUACAACUGUUCCCAUGAUCAUGCGCCAAUCCGAACUCCCGCUUCAGCGAACUCGGCAAUUGUUGGAAAACCACGGCUUUCCUGACGUCAAUGUAUCGAGCAUCUCGCUUCUCAGCAGCAAGGCUGAGACUUGCCUCGUACUUGUCAACCAGCGUUAUGUUUUUGCCCUGGAGAUCAAGGUGGACAAGCCCUCGCCCAUCAAAUCCCCAAUCCCCGUGUCCCGCGUCAAACCAUCUGAAUUCUCACGCACCUUUUUUGCUAACUUGGACAUGACAGCCCACGCACAUCUGGUCAUCACCGCGCUGGCCGCCAGUGAUGACUGGUCGCAAAUGGUUUUGGGCACCGCACACCACCUCAUUUGCAUCAAUUUGGGCACGUACUUUAAGCGCAAUCCGGAACAUGUGCGCAUGGGCGCUGAUCAAGGCUCCCAGACAGUUCGUCUGGCCGGACUGCGUCAACAACUUCGACAAUCCUUUGCCUCCCACACCAUUGAUAAUGCCGGACAUUCGACCUCAGGCAACUCGGCCAUAGACUCCUCCGAUGGCGUCCCAACAGCUUGGCUCCGGGUAUCCCUCUCCGCGCCUCUGCAACGCGUAGCCGCCACCAGACAUCCCACGCGUCUCAAACGCACGCGACCCUCUGAAUCUUCCCCAUCUGACGACCGCACGCUCAGCGUGCGCUCCGAGCUUCCGGCCGAGAGCUGCGUUUUGACCAUUCACGUUGCCCAGCUCGAAUUCAUGGCUGUGCUGGGCAGCUUGGAGCCAUUGGCCAACAAUGCUCCCGCCUGCGUCGGCGUCCUUGUCGGUGGUUUGGCUGCUUCUCAGGCAUCCACCUUGAUCCCGACCAGCACGCCGUGUAUCUGUAUCAGCCUCCAGCCCUUGCUUCUGUUGCGCCGUGGUGGUAUCAACACCCUUGCUCGCGCCAGCUCCCAUCGAGAACUGCUGGAUCAGUUGUACAUUCUGGACGAGACUCGUGUCGCAAAUUUACUCUCUUCCAUCAAUGAUUGGGAUCAACACACACUGCUUUUACAUGAGCUUGAGACCGCCCUGCGGUUUCAGCAGCCGGACGUUGUCAGUGCAACCCUGAAUCGAGCCCCUCACGAGCAACUGGAUGCCGCCAUGGAAGCGAUCGAACGUAACAUGACUUACCUUUACACUCAAGUCUCGUAUAACUGGGGCUUUCGAGAACAACUGUUGCAAGUGGUGCGCCGCUUUCUAAUGCAACAGAUCAAGGACGGGCAAAACCAGGAGCCAUCGCCGAAGAACGUCCAGCAUUUGCAAGCCGUUACACGUCAUUUGCAUGCUCUCUUGCAAUUUGAGGAGCGCAAAGUCCUUGAACCGGAUGUGAAACCAGUGAAACUGUCUGGCAUGGAAAGAGCGACUCGCGAUGUGCUUCGUCAACUCGCCGCUAUUCCCCCCAGCAUGCGUUCCCACUUUGAGCGCUGGAAAGGCCAGCUUAUUCUCUCCCGUGCAUGGCAUCAAUGCUCCUGCCAGCCGGCAGCUGAUAUUGUCUUGCAAGCCGUCAAUGACAACCUGGUGCAGCAAGCAUACUUGUACAUGGUUUUUGUCUGCGACCUGCAGCGUGUUACGUUGCAAGAGCCCCUCGGAGAGCAUGAGCCCAUGGAUGCGGGACUCGAAGAGCUCAGGAAGGAUUUGGCCGUUCCCAUGCUAAAUUCAGCUCACGACGUGACCCUCCCUGUCAUGCAAGACGACAUGACAGCCGCCGCGCAAGCUUUGGCAUACCACGCCAUCAUUUCCGAUGAUUUUGAUACAUGUGUGGCGGUGUGCCAGGCUGCUCUUUUGGAUGCACACGACUUUUAUCGGGCCGUAUUUAUGCAUACGUGCUACCCGCAAGUGGCGAUGCGGUGUUUUGAACGCUUGAAAAGUGCUGGGGCUUGCACCCCCGCCGAGGAACGACUUUCCACUUUGGCCGAGCGUUUUUGGCAACGCUACGGAACUCAAGACAUUGAGGUGGCAGCCAAGAAGCGCAAACUCAAAUUGUCGCGCCCUGCUCUGCCGGGUACCAUUGCCAGGGCCCUCUCGGAGCUGGUGCCCCGUGAUAAACAGACAGCGGGAACCCUUCCGCCCGUCCAGUCGCUACUGGACAUUGAUGCAGAUGGCAACUGGCUCCCGCGUCUGCUUCAACUUCGCCGGCAGCGAUGGGCCAACGCCACUCCCACGACGGCCGCACCAGCCAAAAACCGAGCUGUUGCCGGCAAAGGUUACGCACAGUGGACCGUUGCACAGCUGUGCGCCAUGAGCACUGCCACGCGGCUUUUGCUUCUUGUUGAAGAGAAUGAACUGCUCGAUGCUUCUUUGCGCGAUGUGGAGCGCUGGGCUGCAGAGCUGGGGGGCGACACCAUCCGGGAUGUUGUGCUUGAAUUGGUUAACAUGGCGUGCCAGUUGCAGCGCACCGACUGGCUAGCUUGGCUCGAGCGACUUUUGGUGACCCUUGUCCAAGAUCUCUCUCAGCCCGAGCGCCUGGCCUUUGCUCAACAGCUCAAUCUCAGACCAGCUAAUGUCUUGCUCGCUUACGAGCUAGAGAAGAUUAUGUAUCGAAUUGGUCUUGUCCAACCUGCCACCACGGUAGUCCAAGAUGUAGACCUUGGCAUUCGUUGGCAGCUGCGGCGAUUGGCCCGAGCCUCCGUGCUGCUUGACCGCGCCGGAACUGACACCCAUCCUGUUUCCUCAUUGGCUGCUCUGGGUUCUAAACACAGCAAUACGCGCAACCUCACGGAUGAGCAACACACUUUUUUGCAUCAGCUGUGCCGCGACAAUCGACUAUGGAGCUUGUACCAGCGGCUAAGUCCUGUAUCAGCGCGCACCGCCCUGAGCACCGUCUACCCAGAACUGCAAGAUCGCGGAGAUCUGGGCUUACUGGAGCAAGUUGAGUUUGAAGUUGGCCGACAAAAAGAGCCAUCGUCGUGGCUCCUCAACCUUCGGCGCUACCUCAAGCAUGAACCUGUGGUCAUGGAAAACCCGAACCACGUCUUUGAGCGUUUCAAGAUAGAAGUGGACCAGGCUGUACCACGGAUGGAUGAGCAAGAGCGGUGGCAGCUGCUGCGCUCAGCCACAAAGUUGGACGUGGAGCGCCUUUUGGCCUGGCAAGUGGAGACCAGUCACCGUGACACCAGUGGCAGCCGUGUUCCGUCCACAACCGGAGAAGCCGACCUUGCGCACUAUGCGCGACUACCCUCUUGCACCGGACCGCUCUCUAAAGCGUUUGGCGCGCAGGACAGCAUCGAUGCGUUCUACUAUUUGGAGCAUGGGCGGCCUUUGCAGGCCUACCGCCUGUGUCGCGAUGCCAACUUGACAUUGUCUCAGUGGAUCUCUGACAACGCACAUUUGGAACGCAUUUUUGAGAUUGCCAUCACCGCACGCCAGAACAGCUCUCCUUCUCGUCACGUCUCGAGCGGGUGUAUUUUCUUCCUUCUCAUGUGUAAUGAAGGGCCGGCGUGUAAUGUGCUCAAGCUGGCCCUGGACGUGGUGGACCUGUUGGAUCGCAAUUCAUCCAUGCCAACACAACCCAAAUUCGUGCACACGCACGUGACUGUGCAAUUUGCCAAAGCAGCUCGACAUGCGCGCCUGCAGGAAGCGGAUCAAGGCGCGAAUCAAGAAAUUGGAUUAGAUCUCGAGCACGCCGCUGAGCUGGUGGCCACGCUUCAGCAUGCCCUACGCUCCCUGGAACGACGUGCAGGCUUGCCUGAAGUGACUGUGCGCGACGCUUGGAGCGUGACCGUGAAGAUCGCCAAGCUCCUGCAACAGCCUACUCCAACCGGAUAUCUGGAUCGAUGCUUAAUGAACAACGAUUGGGUGAACAUGCUCACCUUUGCUGAUGAGCUCGAUUUGGGCCUGACUGAGAUGUUUCAAGUUGUCGAAGGCAACAACGCUGAAAAUGCGCCAACCAACCUGGUCCGCCACCUGCAGCUCAUGUUGCACCGACUUGACCCGGAGCGCCGAGUGGCACGAGUAGCUCCAAUCAAUAAGCGCUGCAUCACGAAGGGACAUGACAUGGAUUUGGCUGAAGUUCUCGCAAACUUUCCGCCUGGCGAGGAUCUGGGCUCGAAUUUGUUGCACGAAGCAGUUCGCUUGCAAAGCACAACGUUGGCCAUCAUGGCUCAUGGCGUGGGCAACAACCGAAACCUGUCUGUGCACUGCAUGCUGGUAUGGCUGGCCGUGACGGUUCACCUCCCAGUCGACGCAAGCAACGACUGGUACGCCCGGGACGUCAAGGAAGAUUUGAAGGAGUUGAUCUUGCAGGCUGCCAGUCAGGGGCACCUCCAAGUUGUCCAGAGUGCGUUUAUGGUGUUCGACCCGACCUCGCCAUUUUUGCAUUUCUUGGUCGCCAUGGUUGAGGCUUGCGAAGGCCGGGCGUCUGGCUGCCGCAAGAAUCUUGAAGGUUACCGGGCGGUUUUGACGCAAACGACGCCUGACCUUGCUGCUCAGCUCAAAAUCACACUGGGGCCCCUCAAAUGGCUUGACCAACUGGCUGGCGACCUCAUGGACUGCAUUCUUUUUCGCUCAUCUCUUUGGGAAUUUUAUCGAGAGCUACUACUGGAGACGUUGGCAAAGAUCAACUACAGCGAUCGCUAUGUGCGCGAACACAAGGCGUCGCAAUUGCUUGCGCAGCACGGGCUCUCAAGCGCUCUCAUCGCCAAACCUGAGCAAGCUGUGGCUGAGUUUCUGCAGCGUCAUCAAUACGAUACGGCACGCGAGUUUGCUCUGCUGUUUGACUUCCGCAAAGACCACAUUAUGCUGGAAGAAGCUCGCUACAAACUGCAGGAGAUGCAUCGCACUUGCUUUGCCAACUCCGAGACGUCCCAGAACGUCUUGCUGGAAAUAUGCCAUAAAAACUUCCUGGCCGAGAACGUAUCCCCAUGUUUGCUCGCAGGUUUUUAUUUGGAUAUUGCCUCGAACGAUGAGUACAAUUUUACGGCUUCUAUCCGUGUUUCUCUACUGGAACGUGCUGCUGACUUAUAUCAGCAGCAUGGCGAUCCCGACGCUCUGGAAAAGGCCAAGCAAGCGACCGCAUUGAUGUGGCGGUCAUUAAUUGCUCUCCUGCAUCAAGAUCCCAGUGCCAUUCCGCUUCCGCCUUCCAUGGCGCGAGGUCGUGAAAACUUUGCACGGGGCUGGGGCACUGCGGAAGCCAUCUCGCAGCUUCCCGGCGAGCUCGACACCAGUUUGCUGGCUUGGGAUUUUGAUUUUGCAGCCCACCCCACCAUUGAUCUACUUCUGGCCGCCCUCUUUGACCGAGGAGACUUGCGCACGGUUACAGACGUUGCACAGGUCCUGGACCGGCGACACCCCGACUUGGCCAUUGCUCACGUCAGCUCACUUUUGGCGCAGGAAACCUUGACACCCUCGCAGGCUCUGAGUAGCUUGCAGCCCAUGCUGCAGGACGAAAAGACGCCGGGCAGCACUGCUGAUACCCUUCGGCAGUUGGUCGAAUCCUGUAGUGUCGGUCGCGCCUUUGUCGAGCGUCUCCACGUCAACUAUCAAGUGGCCAAGCAGUUGAACAUGACACUCAAGGCUCUCUUGUCAACGGAGGCGCUGCGGGCCGUGCGCUUCCUUCUUCAACAAGGCCCAGACGCUUUGGGCUUGGGCAAGCGAUUUUGCCAAGUGAACAAGCUGGAAACUAUGGCAGUCACAGACGUGGUGGCCACGGUUUACAUCAAAGCCAUUGCCAAAAACGAUGAGCGUUGGUUGGAUCUCGACACCUCCACUCUCGCAGCCAUGGGCAGUUUUGUCGAUGCGCCCGCUGACGUUGGGCAUGCCCUCCUGCGUCUGAAUGCCUCAAAAGAGAACGGUCUUGAAACAAGCGUGUCUCAGGUUAUUCUCAUGUCCGCAGCAUACGCCUGCUUUAAGCUUGGAUGCGACAUGAGGGGACUACAGCGCGUGCAUUUCCAUGUGCAAAACAACCUUGUACCCCGUCUAGAAGCCGAAGGCGAUUAUCGCAACAUGAUGAAGCUGGUCAUGGGACUCAAGACAUACCGUCGCCUCGAGUAUGUCUUUGACCACCUUUACAAGCACCAUCAACUCGAAGUCAUGCUCGGCUCGUCAACCCGAGACUUGAGCGCAACGGAGCAAGCAGAGUACAAGACGGCGUUGGUAGACUUCUUCCAGCGCCGAUACCCAGAGGACACAGAUGCCUUUGAAAUGCUGGCCCUGCGCUUCUCUCUGGACUAUGAAAUUGGGCAGUCUCGUCUCAAGAAUGCACGUCGCAUCGCGCAAAAGCCCAACCUCAAGUUUGAUGACUUGGAACUGAGCAUCCAGAUGUUACGUGAGGCCGCCGUCAAGUUUGACAAAGCGGCCUGCCCCCAGCUAGUGCGCGAGUGUUUGCUGCUUGCACGUAUCGUGGGUCUGCAGGCCCAACUGCAGCCCAAUGUGCUCGACCUGAGUCGCAGCGAGCUGGAGCAGUUUCUUGUGUCCCACGGCGCCUACCCGGAGGCAUCAAUUGUGGCCCAGUACUACGGUGCCGACAACCCCACCGUUUGGCUUCGGCCCGUAUUUCAUCAGGUGGUGGAGCUGGGCAAUGUCGACUACUGGACUGACUGUGCUCAAGGCAACAUGUUUGAGGCGUCCUUCUACCGCAGCGUCGUGGAUUUGUACCUCAAACGCUUGAACGAGACUUCUGAUCCCGGCCCAGAUGGCGUCUGGGCUGAGCGUGUUGUGGCCAUUUUGAGUGAUUGUCCUGAUGCAGUAGCCAUCUACGACAAGUGCUGCAAAAUAGAACAGGAGGCCUUCCGGCGAUUUGCAUUUCAGUUGCUCCGUGAUAGCAUAUACUUGAAGGAUCGAACGGCGCUGUAG